CGGUGCGCAGUUUUUCCGCGGCCGGGUUGAUUCAUGGUUCGACUGAGGGGCAUUGGAUGACUUUGUGCCGUGUUUUGCCGGGAUAUUCGCCUUACUCUUUCAGUUUGACGGGGGAAGAGGUCGUCAACGCGAUGGAGGCUCUUAUUCCUGUCAUUAACAAACUCCAGGAUGUUUUUAACACAGUUGGGGCGGAUAUUAUCCAGCUGCCUCAGAUUGCAGUGGUGGGGACGCAGAGCAGUGGGAAGAGUUCAGUGCUGGAGAGUUUGGUUGGCAGGGACCUCCUGCCCCGCGGGACAGGCAUCGUCACUCGCAGACCUCUUAUCCUGCAGCUGGUGCACGUAGACCCCGAGGACAGAAGAAAGACCAGCGAGGAGAACGAUGUCAAUGCCUGGAAAAAUGGGCGCCUUUACAAAGGAGUGGAUGGAGAAGAGUGGGGGAAAUUUCUACACACCAAAAACAAGAUCUACACAGAAUUUGAUGAAAUCAGGCAAGAAAUUGAAAAUGAAACUGAAAGAGUUUCUGGCAUUAACAAGGGGAUCAGUGAUGAGCCAAUUCAACUGAAAAUCUUCUCACCUCAUGUUGUCAACCUCACGCUGGUGGAUCUGCCAGGCAUCACAAAGGUCCCAGUGGGAGACCAGCCUAAAGAUAUCGAGCUGCAGAUCCGCGAACUGAUCUUAAAAUACAUCAGCAAUCCCAACUGCAUCAUUUUAGCUGUGACUGCAGCGAACACGGACAUGGCCACCUCUGAAGCUCUGAAAGUCGCCCGUGAGGUGGAUCCAGACGGUCGCAGAACGCUGGCUGUAGUGACUAAACUAGAUCUGAUGGAUGCUGGUACUGAUGCAAUGGAUGUUCUCAUGGGCAGAGUCAUUCCUGUCAAACUAGGACUGAUUGGAGUGGUCAACAGGAGUCAGCUGGACAUCAAUAAUAAGAAAAGUGUGGCAGACUCCAUCCGGGAUGAGCACGCAUUCCUCCAAAAGAAAUACCCCUCCCUCGCCAACAGAAAUGGAACCAAGUAUCUCGCCAGAACAUUAAAUAGGUUAUUGAUGCAUCACAUUAGGGACUGUCUACCAGAGCUGAAGACACGUAUCAACGUUUUAGCAGCUCAGUAUCAGUCCCUGCUCAGCAGCUACGGUGAGCCGGUAGAGGACAUGAGCGCCACCCUGCUGCAACUCAUCACAAAGUUCGCCAAAGAGUACUGCAACACUAUUGAAGGAACGGCCAAAUACAUUGAGACCGCUGAACUGUGUGGUGGUGCAAGAAUUUGCUAUAUUUUCCAUGAGACAUUUGGUAGGACACUGGAGUCGGUCGAUCCUCUUGGAGGACUUACAACCAUAGAUGUCCUAACAGCUAUUAGGAACUCUACGGGUCCCCGUCCUGCUCUGUUUGUGCCUGAGGUGUCGUUUGAACUGCUGGUGAAGAGGCAGGUGAAGCGUCUGGAGGAGCCCAGUCUGCGCUGUGUGGAGCUGGUGCAUGAAGAGAUGCAGAGGAUCAUUCAGCACUGUAGCAACUACAGCACUCAGGAGUUACUUAGGUUUCCAAAGCUGCAUGAUGCCAUAGUAGAAGUGGUCACGUCUCUUCUCAGGAAGAGGCUCCCAGUCACCAAUGAGAUGGUUCACAAUCUUGUGGCGAUUGAGCUGGCUUAUAUCAACACCAAACACCCAGACUUCGCAGAUGCCUGUGGGCUCAUGAACAACAACAUUGAGGAGCAGAGACGUAACCGAAUGAGAGAGCUUCCUACAGCGGUCCCCCGUGAUAAGAUGGCUGGAGGAGCUCACGGGGAGCAGGAAGGAGGAACAGGGACCUGGAGAGGCAUGUUGAAGAGAGGAGAAGAAGGCCAGGGUGAGGACAGGAUGAAAGCACAGAGCCCUCACAAAGGACACGCAGUGAACCUGCUUGAUGUGCCUGUGCCAGUGUCCCGGAAACUGUCUUCUCGCGAACAGAGGGACUGUGAGGUCAUCGAGAGGCUCAUCAAGUCUUAUUUCCUCAUUGUCCGUAAAAACAUUCAGGACAGUGUACCAAAGGCUGUGAUGCACUUCCUGGUCAACCACGUGAAGGACAGCUUACAGAGCGAGCUGGUGGGGAAGCUUUAUAAACCUGCCCUGCUGGAUGACCUCCUUACAGAGUCAGAGGACAUGGCCCAGCGCCGCAAUGAGGCCGCAGAUAUGCUGAAGGCCUUGCAGAGAGCCAGUCAGGUGAUCGCAGAGAUCCGAGAAACGCACUUGUGGUGAAGUCCUGCUGAUGUACAGCCCCUCUCCCUUUCACUCGAACCCUGCGAUCUGCAUCAGCCCUGUCUCCCUUCUGUCUGGAUUUCACAGGCAGCCAACUUGAAAAAUGCACUGGUGUCAGUUAGUGUGUAUUGAAUAUAGUUUUAUGCACACAACGGACUCUUCUCGAACUACACUGAGGCCAGCACGUAUUAUGUCACACCUGCACACCAUCCCAUUCAGUUAUCUCUUUUAUGUAUGUAAGCUACCAUGUGCGCUGCAGAUAACGUGUGUCCCUGAUCUAGUCUAAAUUAAAGGUAGUUUAAAUGUCA
Carassius carassius (crucian carp) is the source of this 2536-nucleotide messenger RNA. RefSeq names its product dynamin-1-like protein. The record is from RefSeq and is a predicted model, not a curated record. Lineage: Eukaryota; Metazoa; Chordata; Actinopteri; Cypriniformes; Cyprinidae. Gene Ontology annotation, cellular component: membrane; microtubule; mitochondrion. Gene Ontology annotation, biological process: mitochondrial fission; mitochondrial fragmentation involved in apoptotic process. Bases 57 to 2228 code for a protein of 723 amino acids. Gene Ontology annotation, molecular function: GTPase activity; microtubule binding; GTP binding. The transcript is spliced from 19 exons.